GGCGGGGGGCCCCUCUCCCUGCUUCCCUCCCCUCUCCGCGCCGCUCAGGCAAAAUGGCAUCGGCGCCUCGGCGCUGCCCGGGCCGCUCGCCUUUGUGCGCCCCUGCCGCGGCUCGCCGGGCUGCCGAGGUCCGGAGCGGAGCCGCUCCGGCGGAACGCGGGGGCUUGAUUUAUGGCGCUUGAGUGGCUUUGAAACGCUGCCGUGAAACGCAGCCUCUCGCCCUGCCCUGGGCUCUUAAUGCUCUGAAAGGGCUCUCUAAAGAGACGAAGCUCUGAAAACAAAAGUCGUGCAUGGGACACAAUUACGCAGCCAAUUCGAGCCCAACCCGGAAGUUUAUGUCCGGAACACGUGUUGGCGCGGAGGGCGGCGAGGCUGCGAGCCGCUGACCCCUGCGCCGGGGAGCGGGGCCCGCGGCGGGACUGCCCGCCACGGCCGCGGACCGAACCGCCAAGUCCAGGGCGCUGGGGCUCUUAACGAGCACACCUCAAACAGAGGUUGCUAGGAGAUGGUGGAGCCAGGACAAGAUCUGUUGCUUGCUGCUUUGAGUGAGAGUGGAAUCAGUCCAAAUGACCUAUUUGAUAUUGAUUCUCCGGACGUGGUUCUUGCAACUCCAGCACCAGCUCCGGCUGUUCAGCAGUCAGUGCCACUUAGUGCAUUAGAACUAGGCUUGGAAACUGAGGCCACAGCUGCUGUGAAACAAGAACCAGAGACUGUAUCAACUCCAGCCUUAUUAAAUGUUCGGCAACCACCAUCUACCACAACCUUUGUGCUGAAUCAAAUAAAUCAGCUUCCAACUUUGGGGACUACUAUAGUGAUGACAAAAACCACACCUGUUACAACUACAAGGCAGACUAUCACUGUAGCAAAAAUCAUUCAGACCAGCACAACAACUCGACCCUCUGUUGCAGCACCAGCAGUACGCAAUGCCUUGACCACUACACCUUCAAAGGACCAGAUUCAGCUGAAAGAUCUGCUGAAGAAUAAUAGUCUUAAUGAACUAAUGAAAUUGAAGCCACCUCCUAAUAUUGCCCAGCCAGUAGCGACAGCAGCAACUGAUCUAAGCAAUGGUGCAGUGAAGAAGGAGGCUUCUACAAAAGAGGUAGCAAGAAUAUGGAUAAAUGACAUUAAAAUGAGAAGCUUUUCACCUACUAUGAAAGUGCCAGCAAUAAAAGAGGAAGAAGAACCUGAGGAAGAAGAUGAAGAAGAAAUGGGCCAUGCAGAAACUUAUGCUGAGUAUAUGCCAAUAAAAUUAAAAAUUGGUCUACGUCAUCCUGACCCAGUAGUGGAAACCAGCUCAUUAUCCAGUGUAACGCCUCCUGAUGUGUGGUACCAGACAUCAAUAUCAGAAGAAACAAUCGAUAAUGGCUGGUUGUCAGCUUUGCAACUUGAAGCAAUCACUUAUGCAGCCCAGCAACAUGAAACAUUCCUGCCUAAUGGAGACAGAGCUGGAUUCUUGAUAGGUGAUGGUGCUGGUGUAGGAAAAGGAAGGACCAUAGCUGGAAUAAUCUAUGAAAAUUACUUGUUAGGCAGAAAAAGAGCAGUCUGGUUUAGCGUGUCAAAUGAUCUGAAAUAUGAUGCUGAAAGAGACUUGAGAGAUAUUGGAGCAAAAAACAUUUUGGUUCAUUCAUUAAACAAGUUCAAGUAUGGAAAAAUUUCUUCGAAACAUAAUGGAAGUGUGAAGAAGGGUGUCAUUUUUGCCACCUAUUCUUCUCUUAUUGGUGAAAGUCAGUCUGGUGGUAAAUACAAAACCAGAUUAAAGCAACUGCUUCACUGGUGUGGUGAAGACUUUGAUGGAGUUAUUGUAUUUGACGAGUGUCAUAAAGCUAAGAAUUUGUGUCCUGUUGGUUCAUCAAAACCAACAAAAACGGGUCUGGCUGUGUUGGAACUGCAGAAUAAACUUCCAAAAGCUAGGGUUGUUUAUGCUAGUGCCACAGGUGCGUCUGAGCCAAGAAAUAUGGCAUAUAUGAACCGUCUUGGAAUAUGGGGUGAAGGAACUCCAUUUAGGGAAUUCAGUGACUUUAUUCAGGCUGUUGAAAGAAGGGGUGUUGGUGCCAUGGAAAUAGUUGCUAUGGAUAUGAAACUGCGAGGAAUGUACAUAGCAAGACAGUUGAGUUUUUCAGGUGUAACUUUCAAAAUCGAUGAAGUUCUGCUUUCACAGGACUAUGUUAAGAUGUACAAUAAAUCUGUGAAACUGUGGGUUAGUGCCAGAGAGAGAUUUCAACAAGCAGCUGAUCUUAUUGAUGCAGAACAACGAAUGAAGAAGUCCAUGUGGGGUCAGUUUUGGUCAGCCCAUCAAAGGUUUUUCAAGUACCUUUGCAUAGCAUCUAAAGUAAAGAGGGUAGUCCAACUAGCUCGAGAAGAAAUCAAGAACGGAAAAUGUGUUGUUAUUGGACUACAGUCAACAGGAGAAGCAAGGACAUUAGAAGCUUUGGAGGAAGGUGGUGGUGAACUGAAUGACUUUGUUUCUACAGCAAAAGGAGUAUUCCAGUCUCUCAUUGAAAAGCACUUUCCAGCUCCUGACAGGAAGAAGCUGUUUAGCUUGUUGGGAAUUGACUUGACUGCUCAAAGUAAUAACAAUUCACCUAGAGACAGUCCUUGCAAGGAAAACAAAAUAAAGAAACGGAAAGGUGAAGAAAUAACCAGAGAAGCCAAAAAAGCUCGCAAAACAGGUGGCCUUGCAGGUAGCAGCUCUGAUGAGAGUGAAAGCGAGUCAGAUGCUUCAGACAACGAAGAAAGUGACAAUGAGAGCUCCAAAUUUUUGAGUUCUGGAGAUGAUGAUGACUUCAACCCAUUUAGAGAUGAAUCCAGUGAAGAUGAUGAAGAUGAUCCCUGGCUAAUUAGAAAAGACCAUAAGAAAAAUAAAGAAAAGAAAAAGAAGAAAAGUAUAGACCCAGAUUCUAUUCAAAGUGCCUUAUUAGCUUCUGGUCUUGGAUCAAAACGACCUAGCUGUUUUACUUCCACUGUUGGUACCACCACUUCUAGUACCAACACAUCAGCAAACAGUAAUACAAACAGCAGCUUUGUAACAAGUCAGGAUGCUGUCGAAAGGGCCCAACAAAUGAAAAAAGAACUGCUCGAUAAACUGGAAAAGUUGGCUGAAGAUCUUCCACCUAAUACACUGGAUGAGCUUAUAGAUGAACUUGGUGGUCCUGAAAAUGUUGCAGAGAUGACAGGCCGCAAAGGGAGAGUUGUAAGCAAUGAUGAUGGCAGCAUAUCUUACGAGUCAAGAUCUGAACUUGAUGUGCCUGUUGAAAUUCUUAACAUCACAGAAAAGCAGAGGUUCAUGGAUGGAGAUAAGAACAUAGCCAUAAUCUCAGAGGCUGCCAGCUCUGGUAUCUCCUUGCAAGCAGAUCGUAGAGCUAAGAAUCAGAGGCGAAGAGUUCAUAUGACUCUGGAGUUGCCAUGGAGCGCGGACAGAGCAAUACAGCAGUUUGGAAGAACUCAUAGAUCCAACCAAGUGACUGCUCCAGAGUAUGUGUUCCUAAUUUCUGAGUUGGCAGGAGAGCAAAGAUUUGCAUCUAUAGUUGCAAAAAGACUGGAGAGUUUGGGAGCCCUCACUCAUGGUGACAGACGGGCUACAGAAACUCGAGACCUCAGCAGAUUCAAUUUUGAUAAUAAGUAUGGAAGAAAUGCUUUAGAGAUUGUUAUGAAAUCCAUUGUGAACUUGGACUCCCCAAUGGUCUCACCACCUCCUGAUUUUCCUGGAGACUUCUUUAAAGAUGUUCGCCAGGGAUUGAUUGGUGUAGGCCUGAUAAAUGUAGAAGACAGAUCUGGAAUUCUAACGCUUGAUAAAGAUUAUAACAAUAUAGGAAAAUUUCUGAAUAGAAUUCUUGGUAUGGAAGUACAUCAGCAGAAUGCUUUAUUCCAGUAUUUUUCUGACACGCUAAAUGCAGUUAUUCAAAAUGCUAAAAAGAAUGGAAGAUAUGAUAUGGGCAUCUUAGAUUUGGGCUCUGGGGAUGAGAAAGUAAGGAAGGCAGAUGUUAAGAAGUUUCUAACUCCAGGAUAUUCUACCUCUGGACAUGUAGAACUAUACACAAUCAGUGUAGAGAGAGGAAUGUCUUGGGAGGAAGCAACUAAGAUCUGGGCAGAACAGACAGGACCAGAUGAUGGAUUUUAUUUAUCACUACAGAUAAGAAAUAACAAGAAAACUGCUAUUCUAGUAAAAGAAGUGAAUCCUAAAAAGAAGCUUUUUUUAGUGUACAGACCAAAUACAGGGAAACAACUCAAAUUAGAAACAUGUGCAGAUCUGAAAAAGAAAUAUAAGAAGGUACCUUCUGAAGAUGCUCUGCCACACUGGUUAGAGCAGUACAAUUCUUCUGCGGAUACCUGCACCCAUGCUUAUUGGAGAGGCAAUUGUAAGAAGGCAGGCUUGGGGCUAGUUUGUGAAGUGGGACUCCGCUGUCGAACUUACUAUGUCUUGUGUGGUUCAGUAUUGAGCGUCUGGACAAAAGUAGAAGGCGUUCUAGCCUCUGUCAGUGGUACAAAUGUGAAAAUGCAAAUAGUCCGUCUAAGAACAGAAGAUGGGCAGAGGAUUGUGGGUUUGAUCAUUCCUGCAAAUUGUGUAUCGCCCCUCGUAAACCUCCUGUCAACGUCAGACCAGUCUCAACAGCUUGCAGUACAACAGCAGCAGAUAUGGCAGCAGCAUCACCCACAAAGUAUCACCAAUUUCAACAAUGCAUAAGAGGACAUACUACAGGUGUUGACUUUGGUGUUUGAGGAAAAGGCUGUAAAAGCAUAUCACUUGCAUAAAAAUCAGGGACAGAUUCCAAAGAAAUAUAACUUUUUCAGUUCAGUUGUGUGCUCUCAAAUACUUUGGGAAUAAAGAGAUCUAAAAAGGUUGGUAGAACUGAAAGCCAGCAGUUGUUUAUGGUGGUGCAUCUGUCUUUCCUUAUGCUCUCUGUAGUGCUUCCUGUUUGCUUUUACUUUUGGCCUUUUAAGCUACAAACCACAAUUUGUUUGAAAAUGCUUGAAAAUCCCCAAGCAGGCUUUAUUUUUAUCUUGUCAUACAGUGCUCAGGGUUUAACGCAGUGCAUCGAUGCCAUUGCUGUGGGAGAUAUCCUUGAAUGCAUGUAUUGAGUAUAUAUAUAGAAAAUAUAUAUUGGGUUUUUCUCUUCAAUUUAUAAGUUUAUAAAAGCAUGAAACCUAGAGGUUGCACAUCAUGCAUUCAGGUUCCUUCCCAGUUUCUGUUUGACAGUGCAUGUCUCUGGAAACGGGCAUGGACAGGAUAAACACACACGACAAGAAUUCAGAGAGAAACACAAUCUUAGUUGUACAGCAUUGGUUAUUGCAUUUUUAUAGUGUUUAUACCCAGGUGUUGCAUUUUUUUCUGGUUCUCUCCUGGGGGUUAUAUAUUUGAGUCUACAACAUGUUCUUUUUGUGAUAAACAUCUUAAAUUAAAAUUAGUUCCUUUUUAAUGUAUUAAUGGUAUUCCUAAUGUGUACUGCAAAGAUGGCUGGAUGCCUGUUUUCCUUAAAUUGAAGCAUUUCCUUAAUCUGAGGUGGUUAUGGAAACUUAAGUGCAAAUUCACUUCCAUCUCGUAUACAAUCUUAUAUUUUUUACUUCAUUAAUGUAAUUUAAUUUGUCACUUGUAAGAUGAAACCUUACUUGAGCUGUAAAUUAGAGAAUGGGAAACACUUGAGGGUUCCGCUGUAUGUGCUGUUUCUGUUACCCAGUAACUUGAAUACUGUUUAAUAUGUUGUAAGACAUUGUAGAGUUUAUCUGGAGCUGUUUAAAAGAAAUUGUAAUGUACAAAUGUGAAUAGUCACUUAUCUAUAAUAUGGGUAAGUUUUGUUUUGCCUAUAAUAGUAGAUGUUUAUAAGAAAGUGAAGGACAAUGUUUGUCAUUUCUUGCUUGCACAGGUUGCACUAUUGAAAAAUUGAGAUUGUAUAAACCUGUCCAAAAAACUACAAGAUAACAAUCUUGUAGAUGUCAAAUAAAAGUUAUUGUACUAACAAGAAGUGGAGUCUUGUUUAGGCAAUCACUAUAUUCCAAAAAAACUAACAAGUUUGUACAAUUGGAAUCCAACAGGACUUGGCAUGUUCCAGUCUGCUUUAACCAGGCUUCUGUCUCGCAGUCCAAAUACUUCAACUGGUUAAUGAGGCAAGGAAUAAACUGUGUUAAACUUUGAUGCAUAUGUUAAGUAAGGUUCACCUGACAGACUUAGUGCAGCAAUCCAUUGCAGCACGUGUCACUUCUGUAAACAUGCAGUGAGCCAGAUUCAAGUGUCAUAAAGAGUUUUUUCCAUGAGUAACUGGGGCCAGAAGUUCCAUGACUUCAGGCUGAAGUGAGCUCCACUGCGUGGAUUAUUUUGCCUGUAGUUUGGUUAACGCUGCCUGUGCCAGCACUCUAGUGCAGUAACAGAGCUUGGGGUUGUGGGGGAAGGACGUCUGCCUGCUUUCCUCAACUCAGCAGUCUGAAACGGUCAAGGGGACGAUUCCCUCCCCCCCACACACACGCGCUUACGACUGAAUGGAAAUACAGUUCCAGAAUAAGUCGGCGUGCUUGCUAUUGCUGUAGUAGCUGCUGUAUUUCUGUAUAGUACUUGUGAUGCAGGUGGUAGGUGUCUCUUUUUGUCUGUCUUUUUUUUCCUUCUUUCUCUCUUUUUCUUUUAAUAAUUCUCUGGUAGUAAAGGGAGGCUCACCUGAAUGCUGUGUGAUAGCAGUAGGAGCUGACUUACACCAUGGAAGAGUGUAGACCUGAAACAGUGUGUGGGUGAGGAUGCUCAAGUGUUGUGCCCACCAUUGGGGAUUAUUUGGCAUCCAGUCCAGGAAAAGGAAGGGGAUUUUGAGAAGUAUCUUGAUAAGUUACUGUUGCAACGGAUCGUGCACUAGCUUACUAGUAACAGCAAGCUGUAUGUAUGAUCUUCAUUCUUUUUUAAAAUCUGCAUAGAAACUUCUGCCCUCUCAGACUAUAACAUAGUAUAUUGGACCUUAAUCUUCAGUGAGUUGGGUCUAGGAGUAGUAGACUCACAAACAGCAAUUUUGUAGCAAGUGGCUAUUUCAGUAUACUUCAGUUCCAAAGUGCUCUUCUCAGCCUAUUGUGCUAACUUUGCGUUGAGCAAAUAUUGAGUAUUCUGUGUGCUGGUAACCAAGCCACACCUCUUUCAGGGGGCUCGUAGUGCAUACUGUUCAUCCAAACCCUUUUAACGUCCCAUGGACCUGUGAUGUUCCCGGGGGUGGGGGGAUCCUCAUCGUUAGAGGGAAGAUCUGUAGAAAUUGUUCCUAUUCUGGCAAUGAGUCCCCCCCCUUGCUCUCCUUUGCCUGUUCCCUCCUCCUUGCCACUGUCAAUGUCUUGGCUUUGUCAUUCAUUUACUAACAAAGAGGCAUCCCUGGCUCCAGAGAGUUCUAGCAUCUUAAAGGUUUUCAUCAAAAAAGCUUAGUCUUCAUGUUUUGUUGCUUAAAAAUGACUUUUUUCUUUAAACCUUGACAUUAUAGCAUUCUGGUUCCUGGAAGGCAUUAGUGCUGCUCACUUUGUGUGCAAGAAUUGCUGCUGCAAUUUGGUUUUGAUAGUAGUUUAUUUCUUGCAUUAGCUGCUGGAAGUGAUGAUAACUGAUAAAAUCUGGGGGAGAAAAGAACUAAGGACUACAAAUAAAAGUAUGGACAGGGUAAGGAAGAACUACCUGGUACGCUCUUGGAGCACAGCCUAUAAUUCUCUUGCACUGAGCAAAAAGGGGAGACCAAUUGUCAUAACUUACCAGGCCAGGCAAGGAUGAUCGCUGUCCCUGUUUUUGUCACUUGUGGGACGCUGACCUCCUUCAAACAAAUCACCAUCUGAAAUAGAUGCAAAAUUAUAAAAGAGAGGUCUCUGGUAACAUGGCCAAAGCUAAAUGUAUAAUGCUGGUAGUAAUUUCUGUGCUGCGGGAGUCCUGGAAGCAUGCUGUAGAAGGGGAAGAUAGUAUAUAUAUUAUAUAUAUAUAUUUUAAUUAAGUUGACUUGGGAAUUGAGGGGAGAGAAACUUGGGGGUUUUUUAAGCUGUUCGAGAGUCUGAACUUUGACCGGUUAACUAGUUUCAAUUCCAUGCUUAAGACAUGCCUGAUGAGCAAAUGCAAUUAUAGCUCACUUAAAAACCCAGUCUGCACGGCAAACUUUCCGUUUUUUUCCAAUCACUGUGUGAUGUUAGCAACACACCUCUCAUAAGGACUGAGAAGUUCCCUAAAGAUGCUGUUGUGUCAGUGUGUGGAAGUAUUUUCUUUGUAAACGAAGAAAAUUCUGCAACCUGUAAACAUUUGUCAAUUGAAUUAUCAACUGUUUUUGUAUUUUUCUUUUGCAUUUGGAAUAAGUUUUGUUCAGAUCCCAUCAUCAUCUGUACAUAUAUAGAAAGAAUAUGUAUGUAUAUAGAGAUGUUAAAGGCUACUGAAUUAUUGAAUGUAAAUAACUUGUUUUUCUUUGUGGUUUUUUUGUUGUUCUUGUUCAUGACCUUCCCGAGAUGUAUUCCUAUUUUCUCAACUUUCUAAACUGGCAGUUUAUGUGUACUUUGAAAUACAUAUAGCAUAUAUAAAACUUCCAAGGGAUGUCUGCAUACAUUGUAGAUGUUAUAUGUUGUCAUCAUUUUUUCAAAAUUAUCAACUGUCUGUCUUCCA
Messenger RNA from Dromaius novaehollandiae (emu), 8578 nucleotides. RefSeq names its product strawberry notch homolog 1 (gene SBNO1). Lineage: Eukaryota; Metazoa; Chordata; Aves; Casuariiformes; Dromaiidae. Gene Ontology annotation, molecular function: chromatin DNA binding; histone binding. Gene Ontology annotation, cellular component: nucleus. The transcript is spliced from 32 exons. The coding region runs from base 506 to 4681 and encodes 1391 amino acids. Gene Ontology annotation, biological process: regulation of DNA-templated transcription. The record is from RefSeq and is a predicted model, not a curated record.